GAACUGGUUUCACAACGAAAAUAAUCACACUCGCUUACGUACAAAACGAGAGUCAUGUUCGUAGAUUUGUUGUAUACGUAUUUACGGAUAUGCGAGUUCAGUCGAUAUUUGCAUCGAUUAUCAUCGGAGUAACCAUAUAUGCCGAUGGUCCGAGGUACCCGGGAGCAUUACUUGCGCGCUGAACGGGUAGCGUUACAUACGCUUGGCGAGUAUUGCGUAUGAAGGAACGAAGCGAAAGAUAUAGUGCAUUAAAGCGCCAAAGGUUGCACGCGAAGCGGCGCCACGCCCGCUCCCCCCAAGCGGAACGGUUAGUCAGCGGGGUCGGAGGAGAAGCUGUUAGUCGGCGCAGUCGCUCGCCGCGUUUUAUGCAACUAGUCUUGCUUCGGAGCGAGUGAAUCUACUCCUCCAGCUUUUGACAGACGGGGGAGAGCGUGUGCAGUGGGCAUCGGUGUCCGUCUGGCCGCUUCUUGCUGGUCGGUCCUUGUCAAUUGUACGGGCCCGGCUGUUCCGACGGGGCAACCGAUUCGGCCCGAUUCGGUUUCCUUCGUGGCCGAGACAUAGCCAACACGAUCGUGUAAAACGGCCGUACUACGUACAACGUAUUUUCCGUCCGGUUCCGUGUGCUGACUUUGCCGGCGUGAAUAGGCUGAGGAGGCUCGAAGGCGGUGUCGAUCCGGUGUGUGUACUGACACCAGCACCGGGAACCAGUCAAGAAUUAACCACGUACGGAUUUUGGGUUAAAAUACAGAGCUCGGUUAUACGGUUCCGAACUCGUGUCUACUGAUCGAGUGCCAGUGCGACAACGGUCGGGCGUGCUUACACGGGUGUAUCAUCCACGACUGUGUACAUAUAGAUGUGUGUAUGUGCGUAACGUGUGCGUAGAGGAAAACAAAUUCGUUACUGUUACGGGAACGAAAGAGAUAGCCGUCGGCCCGUCACGGAGAGUGGGAGGAGGAGAGGCGGCCGUGAAUCCACGAUACCUGGCUACGUUCACGCCGCCCGCAUAUUCUGCACGAAACGACCCGAAAUAACGGACGUCAGCCGAGACCACCGGAGGAGAGGAACCCGUAUCCUGCACGCCUUUCCGAAUUAUUACGAAUUCGUAUAGCUUCGACGCGCCUUUUGGCGCGUUCAGCAUCCUCGUUCGGUCGACUUCCUCGACCUCCUCGUCGCCACUAUGGCGGACGACGAGGUUCUCUUCGACGAGGUUUACGAGCUCUGCGAGAUUAUCGGCAAGGGCCCAUUCAGCGUUGUUCGGAAAUGCAUUCACCGUCAGACGGGGCAGACUUUCGCCGUGAAAAUCGUCGACGUGGCGAAGUUCACCUCCAGCCCUGGUCUAAGUACAAAUGAUCUGAAGCGGGAGGCAACGAUAUGCCACAUGUUGAAACACCCCCACAUUGUAGAGUUGCUCGAAACGUACAGUUCAGAGGGUAUGCUGUAUAUGGUAUUCGAAUUUAUGGAUGGCUCUGAUUUAUGCUUCGAGGUCGUUCGGAGAGCAACUGCUGGCUUCGUCUAUAGUGAAGCAGUUGCCAGCCAUUACAUGCGACAGAUCCUGGAGGCGUUACGCUACUGCCACGAGAACGAUAUAAUUCAUCGUGAUCUAAAGCCGCAAUGCGCCCUCCUGGCGGGCAAGGAAAAUUCCGCGCCGGUGAAGCUACGCGGGUUCAGCGUCGCCGUGCAACUUCAGUCCUGCCAGGCGAACGGCGUCGAAUGUUACACGACCGAGUAUCGGCAGUGUCUGAGCCCAAAGGGGCAGCUCUACUUGAAGGCCGACAGUGAGGGUCGUGUCGGGUGCCCGCACUUCAUGGCGCCGGAAGUGAUCCAGCGAAAACAAUACGGGAAGCCCGGUGACGUCUGGUCAGCCGGCGUGCUGCUUCACGUGUUACUGACCGGCACGCUGCCGUUCGUCGGAUCGCAGGACAGACUGCGCGAGGCGAUCUGUGCAGGACGAGUACAGAUGAAUUCGCCGCUCUGGGACUCCAUUAGCGAGCCCGCAAAGGACCUCAUCCAAAGAAUGCUCACGACAGACGUAAAUCACAGGAUUACCAUUCAGGAAGUGCUCAACCACAAAUGGCUCAGAGAUCGUGACAAGGGCGUGGCCCGAAUACAUUUAGCCGAAACUAUAGAAGAGCUUAAGAAAUUCAAUGCGAGGCGAAAGUUGAAGGAGGCUGUAAAGGGGGUGGUAACGUCGUCGAGAUGGCACACCGGCUACUCGGAAGUUAAUGGCGAUAGUUUUUUCGAUGUAGGGGAUGAUAAAUACACGACUUCAGGUCCUGUAGCUGAUAUUUUAGACUCUCUAGACGAUAUUGAGCUACUUCAAGAGGGUGGAAGACUGACACGCUACGACAUUCUCGACGCGAUCCACGACCAUCGCCUUCGAGCGUCUUUACAGCUUUACGAUAUGAUCUCGACUCGAGUUCCAACACCAUGUCGAGCGCCGCAGGCAGACGCGGUGCAACGUGCACGGGAAGUCGAGGAACUUUUACGAGAAAUAGAGCACUCAGCAAUACGAAACAUCGAUAGAGCCGAUCUCAGGGAGCUUCACGAGCUUCUGGUCCAGCCGCAUAUGAGGGCGCUGUUGCAAGCGCACGAUGUAGCCGGACACGAAGUUUACGGCGAAGAAGCCACGAGAGUGACGCCGCCGCCUCUUCUCCCUUAUCUGAACGGAGGCGAUGAUCUCGAGGGUCAGGACGGUGAUCUAGACCUCGAAAAUGUGACGCGUGUCAGGCUGGUCCAGUUCCAGAAGAACACCGACGAGCCGAUGGGAAUCACUUUAAAAAUGAACGAAGAUGGCAAAUGCGUGGUAGCACGAAUUAUGCACGGUGGAAUGAUACACCGACAAGCGACUCUUCACGUCGGUGAUGAGAUCCGAGAAAUUAACGGGAUACCGGUGGCCAAUCAGUCUGUCAAUGCGUUGCAAAAGAUACUCCGUGAAGCACGAGGAUCGGUGACCUUCAAAAUUGUGCCGUCGUACAGAAGCGCGCCGCCACCCUGUGAGUUGUUCAGGAUUAAGCCUCUGCCAGUGUUAAUUUUCGUUCGGGCGCAAUUCGAUUACGACCCGCUGGAGGACGAGCUGAUCCCGUGCGCGCAGGCCGGGAUCGCGUUCAAGACCGGCGACAUCCUGCAGAUCAUCAGCAAGGACGACCAUUACUGGUGGCAGGCGCAGAAGGACAACGCGGCGGGUUCCGCGGGCCUGAUACCUUCGCCUGAGCUCCAGGAACGGCGCAUCGCCUACAUGGCGAUGGAGAAGAACAAACAAGAACAAGAUGCUGAAGGAGAAGGAGGAUGUUCUUCUCACACCGAAGGCUGCGACGGUUCGACAGUGAAUUGCUCAAUAUUUGGCCGAAAAAAGAAGCAAUACAAGGAUAAGUAUCUCGCAAAACACAACGCAGUGUUUGACCCGCUGGAUCUAGUCACCUACGAGGAGGUCGUUAAGCUGCCCUAUCCUGCGUUCCAGCGAAAAACACUAGUCUUAUUAGGAGCCCAUGGUGUUGGUCGUCGGCACAUAAAAAAUACAAUUAUUGCUAAACAUCCCGACAAAUACGCCUAUCCUAUUCCACAUACAACGAGGCCUCCGCGGAACGACGAGGAGAACGGUCGCAAUUAUUAUUUCGUAUCUCACGACGAGAUGAUGGCCGACAUAGAGGCCAACGAAUACCUCGAAUACGGCACACACGAAGACGCCAUGUACGGAACGAAGCUCGAGACGAUCCGUAAAAUUCACGAAGAAGGGAGGGUGGCCAUAUUGGACGUCGAGCCGCAAGCCUUGAAAGUGUUACGCACGGCGGAAUUCGCGCCUUACGUUGUCUUCAUCGCUGCCCCGGUGUUCCAGAACAUGGCCGACUGCGACGGCAGCCUGGAGAGACUCGCGAAAGAAUCGGACUCGCUGAAGCAGGCGUACGGUCACUUCUUCGACCUGACCAUCGUGAACAACGACAUCGAGGAGACGAUCGCGCAGCUGGAGGCGGCGAUCGAGCGGGUCCACACGACACCGCAGUGGGUGCCCGUGUCCUGGGUCUACUGACAACGGACCGUCAGGCCGAUACGUUAACAAAUCACCAGCGCGGACUGCAACGGCUCGUCGAACGUGAAGCUAUGAUCGUCGGAUCGCGAUCCACCGAACGACCGGUCCAAUAAUCGCCGCGAUCGCACCACGGCGAACACGGUAACGUUCGGCUGCACGCGGGUGUGUUCGCCGAAUAUCGCCGCCAACAACGGGACAGACAAGCGCGUACGUACUCGUCGGACCAAUCGAACGAACGACGAUAAUCGUUUCACCGUCGAUCCUUCGACCGACAUCUGCGCCGACCGUGUGAUUCGCUGAGGGCGCGAGUUUGGCCGUGUGUUUGCGAGCUUUGUUUCUUCGUUUAUUCGUCAGUUUGUUCGUUCGUUCGUUCGUUCGUUCGUUCGUUUCCCUUUCCGUUCGUCGUUGAUUCGACGACCAUCACUCUCAGCGCCGUUAUCAUUGCGUACCGGCGUGCGGCGAAGAGAAGAGAAGAGACGAGAAGUCGGGUGGUCGCGCGGUCUCGGGACGCGAAACACGACAAUCAACGAGAAGAGAACGCAAGAGAGUACAACGAUCCGAUCUCGACGUGUAAAGAUAAUCAGCUUUCCUCGGAUCCGACCGUAUUCCCUCGACAGAAUACCAGGGAGGAUCUAAAGCAUCGCACAAAUGAGAUUAUCACCUGGUGAACUCGAUCAAUCGUUACCGACAAAGGAUCAACGUCCCUUGCAACCGAUUGUCCGCGAUUACACGGUUCCCUCUGUUCUCCUCUUCCCGGCCGGUUUCGCUUGUUCUAACUUGUUUCUCUAUCCCUUUCUCGCUGUCCCUCUCUCUCUCUCUCUCUCCCUGCGCUUCUAUCUUUAUCUCUCUGUCUCCGCUGUUUCCUUUUCCGCAUUUUCUCGAGACAUUCCCAUUCGAGCGCCGCGGAAGCGCGCACGAGUCUUAUCACCGUAGAUUUCUUUGCCGAUCCGUGACAAUCGCGAGAUGCCGCGACGGCGGAGCUCGCGCGAGCAUGUUACCAAAGAGCGAUCAAAAAAGAAGCACGAUCCGCGAAGCGAGCAUCUCGCGAUCGACGAGUUGAAGCAGAUUCAGGGAAAACAGGGAUCGUAACGAGGGGGUUUGAGGGUUGGUCGGAGGAGUUACGGGAAGCUGGUCGUUUGAGCUGUUCAUCGUCGACCGAGCGAAAGGUGAUCACGAACGCUUGCGUACCGUUAUAUUCUGAAAUCUGUCGAUCUGUCUAUCCGUGAAAAGAGGAAGGAAAAAAGAGAGAAUCUAUUAUCGGCCCCGAUCGUACCCUCUUGUAAACUAUUUACACGAAGCGAAAGAAAAAUAGGGGAAGAAAGCGAUACGGUCGAUAGUCUGAUUCGCCGUUGAAUAAUCAAUCUUUGUUCGAGUUGAGGAUUAAAGGAAAGAAGGAAAACAAGGGAAAUAAUACUACUACUACUAAUAAUAAUAAUAAUAAUAACUGGACUAUCGACGAA
Molecule: messenger RNA, 5484 nt
Organism: Nomia melanderi (Alkali bee)
Lineage: Eukaryota; Metazoa; Arthropoda; Insecta; Hymenoptera; Halictidae
Gene: CASK
Product: peripheral plasma membrane protein CASK
Biological process (GO): protein phosphorylation
Molecular function (GO): ATP binding; protein binding; protein kinase activity
Source: RefSeq, a predicted model, not a curated record